AUCUACCUACCUCUCUCUACCUGCAGCUGAUCGAUCGCCCGUCUCCACAGGCCUCAAGGAUUUUCACCAGCGCUGCUAGCGAUGACGAGGUCGGCACCAGCGGCGGCGGCCUCCGUCCCGGCGCCGACGAAGAAGCAUCAGCACGCGCCGCUGCGGGGCAGCCAGCUGAAGCAGCUCCGCGAGAUCUUCCGGCGGUUCGACAUGGACGGCGACGGCAGCCUGACGCAGCUGGAGCUGGCGGCGCUGCUGCGGUCGCUGGGCCUGCGCCCCACGGGGGAGGAGGUGCGCGCGCUGCUGGUGGGGAUGGACGCGGACGGCAACGGCGCCGUGGAGUUCGACGAGCUGGCGGCCGCCAUCGCGCCCCUGCUCACCACGCAGACGCACCUCGUCGACCAGGCCCAGCUCCUGGAGGUGUUCCGCGCCUUCGACCGCGACGGCAACGGCUUCAUCUCCGCCGCCGAGCUGGCGCGCUCCAUGGCGCGCCUCGGCCAGCCGCUCACCUUCGAGGAGCUGACGCGGAUGAUGCGCGACGCCGACGCAGACGGCGACGGGGUCAUCAGUUUCAAGGAGUUCGCCGCCGUCAUGGCCAAGUCCGCGCUUGACUUCCUCGGCAUCGCCUGAUCUUUCUGACCUUUCCAACCGCGCACGCCGUCGCCCGCCCGCCCGCCGCCGCCGCCAUUCAUUAGUAGCGCUCACCCUCCCUCCAUUCUUACUUAGGAUGCUCAGCUCGAUCUAGCUAGGAUGACAAAGAUGAUGUAACUCGUGGAUGAUGGCUGCUAAUUAACAUGAACGCUCAAAAUAUGUACAUAUUUUUGAUCAAUUUUGUUCACUGCUGCUUCGAUCUCUCUCGUCAAUAUUGUGGUUCAAUUGUCAAUA
Panicum hallii is the source of this 876-nucleotide messenger RNA. Its product is annotated as probable calcium-binding protein CML14. The transcript has a single exon. NCBI's taxonomy places the organism in Eukaryota, Viridiplantae, Streptophyta, Magnoliopsida, Poales, Poaceae. The coding region runs from base 82 to 621 and encodes 179 amino acids. The record is from RefSeq and is a predicted model, not a curated record. Gene Ontology annotation, molecular function: calcium ion binding; enzyme regulator activity.